Molecule: messenger RNA, 2159 nt
Organism: Colossoma macropomum (tambaqui)
Lineage: Eukaryota; Metazoa; Chordata; Actinopteri; Characiformes; Serrasalmidae
Gene: gpr61l
Product: G protein-coupled receptor 61-like
Exons: 2
Coding region: 534-1823 (429 amino acids)
Biological process (GO): G protein-coupled receptor signaling pathway
Cellular component (GO): endosome; plasma membrane; signaling receptor complex
Molecular function (GO): G protein-coupled receptor activity
Source: RefSeq, a predicted model, not a curated record
UUCCUGAGGACAGAGGAGCAUGUGUCUGUUUCAAAGAGGAAGAGAGAGGAAAAAAACCCACAGGGAAUACAAUGUGUGACAGUCACAGCCCUACACAGCGCUAGAGACAGAGCAAGAGCACUGAGAGCAUCCUGAUAAGACACCAGCCUAAGUGGUGCAAAAUAUUUAUCAACACCGGCAGAAGCUGACUGAAGAGGUGGCAUCCUCUCCUCUCACCUGGGCCUUGGAGAACACCACAGAACACCUGUUCACUCACUUCUGAGCUUCUCCAGGAUCUAUUGAUAGGGAUUCCUCUCUUAGGACACAAACUGGAUGCUAACACAGUGGAGCUGGAUGCUGACAGCAUUAACUUGUCCACCUGACAAGUAAUGUAGGCUGUGAUGUAGACCACCUGAGGAGAACAGAGGAUUGCACUUCGUUCUGUGGGUGAAGAAAUACCACAAUGUUCUGGAACCUGCAGAAAUACAUCUGAAAAUCGGAGGGAAAAAUAUUCGGCCAUGGGGGAUCCUGACUUGGUGUCCGAACUUUGAACUAUGGAAAAAGCUAGGUCAGGUCUUAUGCUGGGUCUCCUGACCAAUCAAACAACUCCAAAUGACACAUCUAGCCAAUGGGGGCCCACCAAGCCCACUCCACCGAGUAUGGAGGAGGUUAUCCACUCUGAGUCCCAGAUUAAAGAUCUGGUGGGGUUAUUCUGCAUGGUGACCCUUAACCUUGCGGCCCUGUUGGGCAACACAGGAGUUAUGGUGGCCAUUGCCCGAGCUCCACAUAUGAAAAGAUAUGCAUUUGUGUGUCAUCUUUGUGCAGUGGAUCUACUUUGUGCAAUAUUACUGAUGCCUCUUGGGAUAAUAUCAAGUUCACCCUUCUUCAGUACGGUGGCGUUUACGGUUCUGGAGUGUCAGGUCUACAUCUUUCUCAACGUGUUCCUCAUCUGCGCCUCUAUUCUCACUGUAACAGCCAUUAGCGUGGAGCGCUACUAUUACAUUGUCCACCCCAUGCGCUACGAGGUGAAGAUGACUAUCCACCUGGCUGUUGGGGUCAUGGUGUUCAUUUGGGUGAAAUCCAUCCUUUUAGCUCUCGUUACCUUGCUUGGUUGGCCAGCAUACGGCAACCAAAGCUCCAUUGCGGCUGCCCAUUGUUCUCUGCACUGGAGCCACAGUCGUCUCAGGAAAGUCUUCGCUGUCCUCUUCAGCGUGGUGUGCUUCCUGCUUCCUGCCAUCGUGAUUUUCUCUGUCUACUGUAACGUCUACAAAGUGGCACGGACGGCUGCCCUUCAGCACGUUCCCGUACCCACCUGGGCUGCUAAUCAAGCCAAGUGUCGCUCGGACUCCAUCAACAGCCAGACCACCAUCAUCACCACCACCCGCAGCCUGCCUCAGAGGCUGUCCCCAGAGAGAGUGUUUGGGGGUGGCAAAGCUGCCCUGACGCUCGUGGUCAUCGUAGGCCAGUUCCUGCUGUGCUGGCUGCCGUACUUCAGCUUCCACCUCCACAUGUCCAUCACAGCUCCUGUCCAAAGUCCAGGAGACAUCGAGGAGGCCGUAACCUGGCUGGCAUACUCCUCCUUCGCAGUCAACCCGUUCUUCUAUGGCCUGCUCAACAGGCAGAUCCGAGAGGAGCUCAUAAAGCUGAGGAGGUGCUGUGCUCCCAGCAGGCCCGUGGAACUCGGAGUCUCCAGCCAUGAAGGGUCCAUCCAGGAGAACUUCUUGCAGUUCCUGCAGAGGACCAACAGCACGGCUGAGACCACAAGGUCCAGUUGUGUCAACUCCAGUCCUAGGAACACUCUUGACCAUGGGGUCCGGAUACCUGGACAGAUACCUGAGGAGUAAUAAAUUGUAGAUUUUUUUAUUGUUGGAUCAAAAACUGGGACUUUGUUGGAUGUUGUUUUGUGUUUCAUUCCGAAAUGUAUAAAAUGUGAACUGUAGGGUGAAUGUACAUUCAAAAGCUAAGCCAUAUUAAUACUGAUGGACUUACCAAUCUAUCAAAAUAUGAUGUACCAUGGACGACUGAUAACAGUUACGCACAAUAAGAGAGAAUAAGGAUGUCUUUUUUCAUUUUUAAUAUAAUAUCUAAUGACAAAAAUAGAAUGUGAUCUGAAAAAAAUGUGUUGAUACUGUAACCAUCACUAUUACUACAAUAAUUAAACCUUCAGUAUUCAGUGUAAC